UCCGGCGCCGAGGGGAGCUGCGCGCGGUGAGGAGGGUCUUGGGCCCCGCGGGCGGAGAGGGCAGCGAGGGUGGGAGCCAGAGCGCUGUCCCGCGAGUCCGACCAACCGUCCUGCGGCCUUCCCGCCCCACGCCGCCCGGGUGGGGGCGUCCUCGCGGAGCGCCAGCCCGGGAGCGGGGACGACGGGGGCUCGCGGAGCUACGUCUGCCCGUGUAUCGAAGCCGCCGCCGCCGCACCCCGCAGGCGCCCCCGGUUGUAACCCCUCAAUCUCCUUAGGCCCCUGGGGAGUAGAUAGAAAGUUAAGGACACGGGAAUCCAACAAGUAACGAAACUGACCUGAUUGUGGGAAGUCGUUAGUGCCAGGCACAGCACAACAAAAGUCAGGUUGUGUUAGUGCACCGCCAAGAACAGUUUCAGAGAUAAUUAUUCAUGGUGAUGGCCUACAGGGUCAUAAACAAAAGAAGGCAUGUGGGACUUCAACAACUUUCAUCAUUGGCACAAACAGGAAGAAGUUUCCUAGGUCCAGUAAAAGCCACCAAGUUUAUUACAGAUGCAGAGUGUCAUGAAAGUGUGUUAAUCAGCUCGACAGUAAGGCUCCUGGAAGGUUUGGAUUUAACCUGUGCAGUGGGGUACCUUCUCAACGAAGCAAUUGAAGCACAAAAGAGCAUAUAUAGAAUUGGAGCCAGCACUCUUCUGUUUCUUGUUGGUGCGUGGAGCAGCGCUGUUGAAGAUUGUCUCCAUCUGGGUAUCCCCACUACAGUCAUAGUGUCAGUAAUGUUGGAAGGCUUGAACUCUUGCAUUGAAGCAGUAGUUUCCCUUCAAGUACCUAUAUACAAUAUAUUUGACCACAUGGACAGCAUAAGUACAGGUUACAAACUUGAAACAGUUGAUGUCAGUUUAUGUCCUUUUCUACAAGUCCCUUCAGGUCCUGGGUCUUUACAGGAAAAACAUGAUUUCAAAGAUGUUACAUCGCAGUUACUGUCCACUUACAGUCUUUCUGGGGGACCUGUUAAAUCACCCAAAUUCUUCAAACCUAGGGCUAAGUUUGAAACAGAUAAAAGCACACCACAAGCUCUGAAAAACAGUCUACACAAAGAUUCCUUCUGCAGGAAGUCAGUACUAACUCACAGUAGGCAUUUUAAUAGGAUAGACAGUAGCCACUGUUUAAGCAGACCUGAUGGGUUUCUAGACCGACAUGGAUCAGCUCCCCAGAUUUUUAGAUGUAGUGAUUUGGUGGAGUUAGCAGUUGGGUUGAGCCAUGGAGAUCACAGCAGCAUGACACUGGCUGAAGCAGCAGUGAGGCUGCAGUGGCAGAGUGUGUGCCUGCAGCAAGCCAGCUGUAUGGCAGCAUUUGUGUUUGAUAUUUCAAGACUCCUCACGUGCUGUCUCCCAGGCUUACCUGAAGCUUAUUCUUGUGUGUGUCUCGGAUAUGUCACUGCUGUACCCAUGUCUAGUAUUACCCUGAUCAAGGAAUUGCAGGAUCAGCCUUUCCGGAUGAUUCUCAUUGAGGGUGACCUCACAGAGAGUUACCGCCAUGCAGGAUUUAAUAAGUCUGUAAAUAUUAAGACCAAGUUAGAUACUGGGGAGCUUCCAGAAGAUAGUGCAGAGGAACUGUGGACAAACCAGGUGUUACAGGUGUUAAUCAAGUUCAAUGUGAACCUCAUCUUGGUACAAGGAAGUGUCUCUGAACACUUAACUGAAAAGUGUAUGCACAGUAAACGGCUAGUCAUUGGGUCAGUGAAUGGCAAUGUGUUGCAAGCGUUUGCAGAGGCUACAAAAGCAGUGCCAGUAUCCUAUGUUACACAAGUGAAUGAAGACUGUGUGGCCAGCGGGGUGUCUGUGACCCCCUGGACAAGUCCUCAUGAUAUAAACAAGAGCAACAGAAUGACAAUCUUGGUAUCAGCAGAGGGAAUUAACUUGAUUACAGCAGUACUCACUAGCCCAGCAAGUGCUCAGAUGGAAACCAAGGAAGACAGGUUCUGGUCUUGUGUAUAUCGUUUAUAUCAUGCCCUAAAAGAGAAGAAGAUCUUCCUUGGAGGUGGUGCUGUUGAAUUUUUAUGUCUUAGUCAUCUUCAAAUGCUUGCUGAGCAAUCUUUCAAUAAAGGAAACAGCGCUUGUUUUGGAUGGCUUCCUGAUUCUUCCUCUUGGAUGGCCUCAUCGCUUUCAGUCUACAGACCUACUGUGCUGAAGUGCCUGGCAAGUGGGUGGCACGGAUUCUUGUCAGCUGUCAUGUGUAACACUGCCACUCACCCAUCAGCAGUGGAAGCCAGCACAUUCAUUCAGCAUCAUGUACAAAAUGCCACCGACUCUGGCUCUCCUUCAUCUUAUAUCUUGAGUGAAUAUAGUAAACUAAGUAGUGGACUUUUUCAUUCAGAGAUUUCAGAUAACCUGGAACUGGUUCCAAGAGUUUAUGAUACUGUUACGCCAAAGAUUGAAGCAUGGCGCAGAGCAUUGGAUUUAGUGCUCUUAGUGCUUCAGACAGACAGUGAAAUAAUUACUGGACUUGAACACGCACAAAUGAAUUCACAGGAAUUAGAUGGAGUUUUAUUUUUGUAAAGUUAUCUAAACAUUUGAUAAAUAAGUUGUCAUAUUAAAUUUUAAGGUGUAUGUGUAUUUGUGUAUGUGUACAUACACAUGAAUGCGGGUACCUGAGUAGGUCAGGAGGGCAUCGGGUCCCCUGGAGCUAUAAUUAUAGGUGAUUGUAAUCCACCCAGCACAGGUCCUGGGAUCCCAGCUGUGCAAGAGCAGCAAACACUCAACCUUUGAGCCAUUUCUCCAGGCUAAAUAAAAUUGUAUG
Messenger RNA from Psammomys obesus (fat sand rat), 2796 nucleotides. RefSeq names its product Bardet-Biedl syndrome 12 (gene Bbs12). The transcript has 3 exons. Gene Ontology annotation, molecular function: ATP binding. NCBI's taxonomy places the organism in Eukaryota, Metazoa, Chordata, Mammalia, Rodentia, Muridae. Gene Ontology annotation, biological process: chaperone-mediated protein complex assembly; photoreceptor cell maintenance. Bases 429 to 2555 code for a protein of 708 amino acids. The record is from RefSeq and is a predicted model, not a curated record.